UCCGUGUCCUGAUGCGAUUUUAAGGCAAAGAGAGAGAGGUUUACGAAAACCGCAGCGAUCAGUUGGUGUCGGGAAGAGAGAGCCUUUUAAGACGAUGUCGUCUCGUCCUUUCGACGACGAUGGCUACAUAGGCUACGACCCUCGCCUCCCUUCCCAGCGAUUUGAGUCGUACUCAAAUUUCGACGCCGACUCGAUCAAGGACUCAGUCGCCGAUUCCCCUCCGAUGUUCAACAGUCAGUCAUACGAUACCGGAGAUGACGUGUUCGUAUCUCAUCCGAUGCCGGAAACACCUUCUCCACCGCCGAUCUACGGUAGCGGUAGCGGAUACUCUGCUUUUUCACCGGAGCAGAACGGGAAGGGAUUCAACGGAGAGUUUGGGUCGAUCUUGCCGCCGCCUGAAGAGAUGGAGCCGGAGGAAGGCUCUGCUUUGAGAGAGUGGCGCAGACUGAACGCGAUUAAAAUAAAGGAGAAGGAGAAGAAAGAGAAGGAGAUGUUGGAGCAAACAGUAAAGGAAGCAGACGAGUACAAAGUUGAAUUCUAUAGGAAGAGAAUUAUCGCUGUUGAAAAUAACAAAGCCUCCAACAGAGAGAAGGAGAAGCUAUUUUUGGAAAACCGGGAGAAGUUCCAUGCUGAAGCUGCAAAAAAUUACUGGAAGGCGAUUGCAGAACUCAUCCCCCAUGAGGUGCCAGCUAUAGAGAAGAGGGGAAAGAAGGAUAAAGAAAAGAAACCUUCCAUUGUUGUGAUCCAGGGACCAAAACCUGGGAAGCCAACUGAUCUCUCAAGGAUGCGACAGAUACUUGUGAAGCUAAAGCACAAUCCCCCUCCCCACAUGAAGCCCAAACCGCCAACAUCAGUAGAAGCCAAGAAAGAUGCUAAAACUGGUACUCCUACUGCCUCUGGUACCCCAGGUGCCGGUCCCAAUGCUCCUCCCCUUAAGAUGGCAGCUGCAACUACUCCAGAGACGGUUGCCGCUGCUCGAGAAUAAAACUGCUGAGUGCUAGAUCCUACUAUCCAUUUGACAAGUAAUUAGUGUGAUUAUAGUACGUUAAGGUUUGUAUAAUCCUUUGCUUUCUCUUUGAAGGUUCUUAUGGGCAUCUAAGGAAUUUUAUGUAGAAAAUUUGUGUGCACCAUACCAAGUUUGGUUGUCGGUGUGUGUUUUGUUUUGUCUUUAUGAACCAAACCUUUUGUUCUUUGGCAUAUAUAUAUCUUGUCUAGUUAUCUUC
Molecule: messenger RNA, 1223 nt
Organism: Durio zibethinus
Lineage: Eukaryota; Viridiplantae; Streptophyta; Magnoliopsida; Malvales; Malvaceae
Product: clathrin light chain 3-like
Biological process (GO): intracellular protein transport; clathrin-dependent endocytosis
Cellular component (GO): clathrin coat of trans-Golgi network vesicle; clathrin coat of coated pit; plasma membrane
Molecular function (GO): clathrin heavy chain binding; structural molecule activity
Source: RefSeq, a predicted model, not a curated record